Molecule: messenger RNA, 690 nt
Organism: Sporothrix brasiliensis 5110
Lineage: Eukaryota; Fungi; Ascomycota; Sordariomycetes; Ophiostomatales; Ophiostomataceae
Product: peroxisomal membrane protein 4
Exons: 5
Coding region: 1-690 (229 amino acids)
Cellular component (GO): peroxisomal membrane
Source: RefSeq, a predicted model, not a curated record
AUGUCUGUCCCAUCGCAGCUUGCCAGCACACUCGACGGCCUCAAGGCCGUCGCCGAGCAGAUCGUGCUCGACCCCAAGUACCACGACCUCCUCGCCAUCGUCAAGGGCGCGCGCAAUGGCGCAGUCUACGGCGCCAAAGUGCGCUUCCCGCAUGCGCUUGUGAUGGUCUUCCUCUUCCGGUCCGGAACUGUGCGCGAAAAGGUCUCCCUCGUCCUCCGUGCGACAAAACACCAUGCCAGCAACCUGGCCCGCUUUGCUAUUAUAUACAAGACGACGCGCAUGGUAUUAAAGUACCUCGCCGACGGCAAGGAGGGCACAUACGACAGCUUCAUCGGCGGUCUGCUCGGCGGCUACAUUGUCUUCGGCGGCCGGUCCAAGCGGUCUGGUAAGAUCAGCUCCAUCAACAUGCAGAUUGUCAUCUACGUGUUUGCGCGCGUGGUCCUGGCCUUGGCUAAGCUCGCGGUCAAGCCGGGUGUCGGCCUGCCGCUGGUGUCGCAGCCGCCGCUGUCGCAAACCAUCAGCUACUAUGCAUGGCCCGCCUUUGCUGCCGGCAGCUGGGCCAUGGUGAUGCACCUCUUCCGCUACCACGACGCCGAGAUCCAGUCCAGCCUGCGCAACAGCAUGAGUUACAUUUACGUGCAGAGCGACCACUGGGACAGCCUACGGACAUUGCUCUGGCACAACAAGUAA